AUGGACCCUCUUCCUGGCCAGGCAGGCUCCUGCAUGCGCCUGUUCAGCACCAUGCCCUUCUUCUACUGCAACAUGGGCACCUGUGACUAUGCCAGCAGCAAUGACAAGUCCUACUGGCUUUCCACUACGGCAGCUGUGCCCAUGAUGCCUGUGGCUGGCAAAGAGAUCUGUAAAGUGUGUAAAGUAACCUCCCCGGCCGUAGCUAUACACAGUCAGGACACCAGCACAUUCCAGUGCCCCCACAAAUGGAGGAAUUUGUGGAUGGGGUACUCUUUCCUUAUGCACACAGGCGCUGGUGAUGAGGGGGGUGGGCAGUCUCUGACAUCGUCAGGAAGCUGCCUCCGAGAAUUUCGUGCCCAGCCAUUUGUGGAGUGUCAGGGACCGCGUGGCACGUGCCACUACGUUGCCAACGUCUACAGUUUCUGGCUGACGCGUGUGGACAGGAGCGGACAGUUCAGAUCCUCCUCACAAGCCACGCUCAAGGAUGAGAGGCAGCAGCGCCUCAGUGUGGGGCGUUGCAACGUCUGCAUGAAGGAGUAGUCCAGUCCUUCUUGGUCGGGUGCCUUCAACAAGGUCUGCCUCCAGCAUACAUCCUAACCAGAACUGCACUGAAAAUGCACUGCGAUUGGUACAAGAGGCAAUAUCACACCCCUACUGGUCACAGAGGCUGUGACCGUGCUUGCUGGUUACCUUUAAGUCUGUGAACAUUUACUAUUAUAUUCCUAACUUGUUUUAUACAAAGCUCAUUCAGCAAACAUACUUGAUUAUUACCCUUUAUAUUAUCCUCUGCUGAUUCAUUUACAAGGAUACAGUAGUAUUAGAUUCAGCAACUGCAGUAUUUUGUUUUGUAAAUUGGCUGAAAGCUUUUAAUCAUGUAUUAUGUACCCAGGACAUAAUAUGUUUGUCAGAUUACCAAAAUGGAAAGGUUUUAAAAAAAUUGGCCUACACAAUUGUAAUAUGUCUAAAGUAGAUUAGAUUAAAAACAUUUGCACAUUUAAAAAUACACAAAAAUUACAAAGAUGACAAACAAAAUUACACAGUUCAAGGAGAGACA
Messenger RNA from Osmerus eperlanus (European smelt), 1054 nucleotides. RefSeq names its product collagen alpha-2(IV) chain-like. Gene Ontology annotation, cellular component: collagen trimer. The record is from RefSeq and is a predicted model, not a curated record. Gene Ontology annotation, molecular function: extracellular matrix structural constituent. NCBI's taxonomy places the organism in Eukaryota, Metazoa, Chordata, Actinopteri, Osmeriformes, Osmeridae.